CCAAACGCUUUAGUUUUUUAGUAGCGUUACGUUAACAAACACUUCGGCUGUGUUCCAAAUAGAUAUUCGGUCCCUUAUUAAGGGAGCGAGGGGGCCGUUACACACUUGGCGUUUUAGGGCACCUACGAAGACAACAGUGAUCGGUUUGGAACAAAGCCGCGGUUUAUAACGCUGUUGUAGCUAAACGAGGGUCGACUCCUGGGACGCAAGGUUAUAAAACGUUUACUGCAACGUUGUUUAGAUGCGAGGAGUCAAAUUAAACUACGAUGCUCUGUGACUCGACCGCAGUGGACUGAAGUGGGCCGAAGACUCCUGAGCAUCAUGUUCUUCGUCCUGCUGUGAUCCUGAACACUCUGGGAAUCCAAACUCUCGUGGUGUUGUGUUUAAACCCUCUUCUACUGUGAUGGAUGCUGGAGCGGAGGUGAUUCCUAUUUGGCAGAAUAAGCCACAUGGUGCGACCCGGAGUGUGGUAAGGAGAAUUGGCUCCACGUUGCCUCUGAAACCCUGCCCCAGAGCCUGCUUCCAGGAGCUGCCCGGUCUGAACCCCCUGCGGCCCACAGAUGGCCCCCUGGUGCCCACACUUGCUGACAUCGCCUGGAUUGCUGCUGAUGAAGAGGAGACUUAUGCGAGAGUCAGGAGCGACACACGCCCCUUCCGUCAGGAGUGGAGGCCGACGCCCCUCAUGGUCCUACACAGGAACUCGUCAGUGCCUAAUUUCAGGCGUGAGGGAAAGCGCAUGGAGGGUCUGAGGAAGCCGGGCAUCACGGCACUGAACCGCGCCACCGCCCUGCAGGACGAGCUGAGCCGCCUUCGCGCACAAAUCGCCAAGAUUGUAGCCGGAGAGAACGACUCGAACCCCAUCACCCCGGACCUCCUCUCUCCAGACGACACCACUGUCGGUUUCUCCAUGGCUCCUUUCGAGACCGUGGCGUACCACCCGCUCCCCGCCGCCUCCUUCGUCAUCAGCGACGUCACAGAAGUGGACGAGGAGGAAGAGGAGUACGAGUCGGAGGUCCCCGAGCUAGCGCCCGACCCCGUGCCCCCUGUCUGCAUGACGGCUUCGGCGACCUUCGAUCUCGACCGGCCCACCAUGGAGUUCCGGGAGGCGGAGGAAGACACGGUGUCGCUGUCCAAGUCCACCAGCUUCGCCGACGUCAAGGACAUCCUGAGGGACAUGAACCGCAUGAAGAUGAGCAAGGACAGAUAUUCCCGCGGCUGUACGUCACUGAUGGAAGAGGACUCUGCUAGUCUGAUCUCUGAAGCCUUGAAGAAGAAGUUCACACUGAGGGAUGAAGACGUUCAUAUGAAGAAGUGAUCUGCCUUUUCUCCAUCAUCUCUGUACCCACACAUGCCCGACACGUCUGUGCCUGUGGACCGUUUGCCAUGGAAACGCCUCAGAGCCCCAUGAUGCCAAGUUAGGCUCCGCCCCCUUUCUCUCCCAAAGCUAUUACAGCCGCACUGGAGUAGAGCAGCUCUCUGUUAAAACUCUUCCCCUCUUUCUCUCGCUCUCUCUCUCUCUCUCUCUCUCUCUCUCUCUCUCUCUCUCUCUAUUACAUCAUAUUUUACGUUUCUCAAUUGCUGCCUUUUCACACAGAACAUAUUGUGUGAUGAAUGUUGUGAUUUUGUGUCGUUUGAACAAAAGCUUCGAAAUCACAUUGCCUUCCUCACACACACAUUUUUGUCUUUUCGUUUCCCCUUUCAUCCUUUCCCUGAGACUCAUACUUACUUCUUUUUCCCUUGACUAGUUUUCAAAUCCUUCAGACUGAAGUAUUUUCCAGGCUCAUGGCUGCCUAAAUACUUAGAAAAACCUCUCUAAUGAAAUGUUGUUGUUUCAUACGUAGUUACGUUAUUCCUCUCCUACACCGAGCACUCGUUCAACCGUUUACGUACAAAGUGCAUUACGUAGCUUCUCUUGCGUGCGAUUUCAGAGCUGCGGUUUGACUAGUCAUUUUUUUAUAUUAGCUGCGUUAGUAACGAGCGUUAAUGCGCCGUAUUGUUAUGACAGACGUGACAGUUUAGCCAAAAGAUUCAUUUACACGUCAUUCAUUGUCCCUUACAUCAAACACACAGUCAGUACGCUAAACUAGUCAUGCUAGCUACGGUACAAAUACGCACACGAUUGUCAGACAGCAAGCAGGUCUUUGCUGAUUGGUCAGAUUUAGAGUUUAUCGACCUUUUUAUUUACACCUAUGGGUCUGGAAAAACACCAUAUUUCCCCAGCGCAAUAAAACACAACGCUAUUUUGAUUUAAAGAUGAGUGUGUGAGAGUGUGUGUGAGAGUGUGUGUGAGAGUGUGUGUGAGAGUGUGUGUGAGAGUGUGUGUGAGAGUGUGUGUGAGAGUGUGUGUGAGAGUGUGUGUGAGAGUGUGUGUGAGAGUGUGUGUGAGAGUGUGCGUGAGAGUGUGCGUGAGAGUGUGCGUGAGAGUGUGCGUGAGAGUGUGCGUGAGAGUGUGCGUGAGAGUGUGCGAGAGAGUGUGCGAGAGAGUGUGCGAGAGAGUGUGCGAGAGAGUGUGCGAGAGAGUGUGCGAGAGAGUGUGCGAGAGAGUGUGCGAGAGAGUGAGCGCGAGAGAGUGAGCGCGAGAGAGUGUGCGCGAGAGAGUGAGCGCGAGAGAGUGAGCGCGAGAGAGUGAGCGCGAGAGAGUGAGCGCGAGAGAGUGAGCGCGAGAGAGUGAGCGCGAGAGAGUGAGUGUGUGUAUGCUUUGUAUGGCUUAUUGCUGCUGUAGCUGUCUGUGUAGCUCUGAAGAAAUUUUAUAGGAACAUCAGGCCUCGUUUAUCAAAGCGGUCACAAAAGAAUUUAUUUGUAACUCCUUUGUAGGAGCGUUUACACGAGAAACCUGCUGUUCGUGAAAAUUCACUUGGUUUGAAUAAUCAGUCCUUGCAGGAUUACACGCAUUGAGCCACUUCCCUGAUAUAAGGAGGGGCUAGUUUACCAAAAUCACCACAGGUUUGUAACGAGACGCGUCAUGUAACAUCACAGCACGCAGUUCAUUCACGUGUACAAUUCAAACGUCUCAAUUCAAGCAGUUUUCCAGGAAAAAAGCAUCGCAAAUUUUGGUGUGAGGGGAAAAUAAAGCAACAUAAUCAAGCAUUUCGGGCAACAGUCACCAAACAAAACCCUGUGAAAUCCUGAAGGGACUGAAUAAACAUUUAAGUUUUAUGAUUCGACUCAUUAACGUGACCCUUCGCUCCAUCAGCUUCAGAUCGUAUGGUGAUUGUUGUGGUUGUGUUUAUUUUUUAAUAUAGAGGUUCCUGCUUUGGUGUUUAUUUCAGUGUCACACCAAACACCAACAUAAUGAAAGCUUUUGAUUAGUUUUGUAUUAGUGACUAAAGAAAGAGACCCAAAAACUCAGCUAUAAAUACAGACAAAUAAGCGCUUGUGAGAGAGAGAGGUGUCUCUUGUUGCCUUACAUAACCCAACUCCAUCCAAAUACCAAAAGUAUCACGAUAUUUACAUUUGCUAACAAACUACCAGCAUUUUAAAAGCUCAUUAAAGACCAUAGUUUCUCAUGAGAGACGUUUUCGUUGCAUUGCUGUGAAGAGUUAUAAUCGAAUAUAACGUUAAUAUCAUAAUCCCUGAUUCUUUUUUAUUUGACUUGUCUCUGAAUAUAAUUCCAGAUGCUCACGGGAUCCUUUUUACUCCACAGUUGAAAGUACAAAUACACAAAGAUUUUGGGCUUUAAUGUAUACGUUUAUGUUUCUUUGGCAUAUUCCUUUAAAUCCUCGUUUAUAUGCUUUGUGCAUUAGAUGAUGAGUCCUGCCGUACAAACUGCUCAUAAACUAGAUGAUGAUGAUGAUGAUGAUGAUGAUGAUGAUGAAGAAGAAGAGGAAACCUCUGACUGUUAGAACUGGGUGCGAAUCCUGCGGCGUGUUAGAAAGAUGAGAUUCAAGCAUGUUUUACUUCCUGUUUGAUCCCAGAUUGUGUUUUUGUUUUUGUUUUUGUCUUCUCGAAGUGGAUAAGGAAGUUUGUGUGCUGUGAUUUGUUUUCUACUAUGAGAAUGGUGUUAUACCUGCCUGUAUAUUGUGUGUACAAGAGAAAAUAAUAAAAGGAUAACGUUAAAAUACA
This is a messenger RNA of Tachysurus vachellii, 4062 nucleotides long. RefSeq names its product mitochondrial fission regulator 1-like (gene mtfr1l). Gene Ontology annotation, biological process: mitochondrial fission; aerobic respiration. Gene Ontology annotation, cellular component: mitochondrion. The transcript is spliced from 8 exons. The coding region runs from base 404 to 1315 and encodes 303 amino acids. The record is from RefSeq and is a predicted model, not a curated record. Lineage: Eukaryota; Metazoa; Chordata; Actinopteri; Siluriformes; Bagridae.